CUCAGUAUGCUUUUAUUACUAGUUUGCUACUGCUACUAGUCUACUACUGUCCACUGCUCACAGCCACUGUCCUGUCCUUGAAAAAAAAAAAAAAAGAAAACAACUUUCCCCCUUCUCCAGAAACAUUCCCCAAUCCCCAGUGCUACCCAGAACCCACGCUCUCUUCCUCACUAUCCCCCCUUGUCUUUUCCAUACAUAGUUGAGCUGCCGAGGAAGAUCGAACGGAGGAAGGGAGAGAGAGGGAGUUGAAGUAGGGAGAGAAUAUGAGUCGGCCCCUGGGGGCAGUGAUAGGGAGGUACCCAUCAAGUGACGGCAGCACUCGGAUUGAUCGAAUCAUUAAGCGCAACAGGAGAUGCAGAGAUGUGGCAUUUCUGGUAGUGUUCAUAGCCUUUUGGGUUGCCAUGAUUGUCAACUCCAGCUUUGGAUUCAACCUAGGAAACCCAUUAAGGCUUACAUAUGGGCUGGACUACAAAGGAAAUGUUUGUGGUGACAAGCAUGCAAAUCCGAAUCUGCGUGAAUUGGAGCUCACAUACUGGGUCAAUCCUAACCAGGUCUAUCUUAGUGGUUCCAAGAACAGCCAAUUCAAGUUGGCGAAUGCUAGGAGUAUAUGCUUGUUGGAUUGUCCUAGACCAACAGACGAUGGGCUGAAUUGGGUCUGCGAUUACCCGGAGGGUGAUAUCCGCAUAUCAAUGGACGAUUGGAUCGACAGGAAUUAUGAUUAUUACGAGUUCCUUACCCCUGAGAUGAGGAACUCAUCUCUUCAACUCCAGGGUCCUUGUUACCCUGUCAUUUUCCCUAGUGUAAAUGUGCACUGGAGGUGCGAAUUUGUUGCUCGUGCAUCAAAUGCGUCUUUGAGGCAUUGGCAGGUCAUGGGUGGAUUGAACAUCAACGAGGAUAUUAGAAUUGACAAGACCAUUCACAAGUCAGUCAAUGCUCGUUCGUCUGUACUGAAGAGAUAUGUGGCAGAUAUUGGGAAGUCAUGGCCUGUAUUAAUCGUCUGUGGAGGACUAUUACCUCUAUUUUUGUCGGUGAUUUGGCUGCUGAUGAUUCGACACUUAGUUGUUGCCAUGCCAUGGGUUACAGUUGCCCUCUUUAAUAUACUCAUAAUUUCAGUGACAAUGUUCUACUACCUGAAAGCUGGAUGGAUUGGAAAUGAUGCUAUAUCCCCAGUCAUUGGCCCUCCUGAUCCAUACUAUCAUGUGUUUGGUCGAGAACUUAAUCACAUCCGCGCUGUUGCUGUUCUCAUGACCGUGAUCAUGGUGGUCUCUGUCCUUACAUCAUUUGCCAUAGCUCGACGCAUACUUAUGGCCACAUCCGUACUCAAGGUGGCUGCAAAGGUGAUUGGAGAAGUUCAGGCUCUCAUAAUUUUCCCAGUCAUACCAUAUGCAAUGCUUGCAAUAUUCUACAUGUUCUGGUUCGCAGCUGCUUUGUAUCUAUUCAGCUCUGGCCAGAUCAUCCAGAACAACUGCGACGACUCAAACUGCUGCGCGUAUGAUCUUGUGUCGAAACGGGUGAACUGUGACCGUUGUUGUGGUUAUGGCAUCCGUUACACCCCUCAUAUUGCUAUGGCCAUCGUCUUCCACCUGUUCGUAUGUUACUGGGCCACCCAGUUCGUCAUAGCUUCCUCUGCAACUGUCAUUGCUGGUUCUGUUGCAUCCUAUUAUUGGGCUCGUGGUGAGAGCUCGCCAGAGAUACCAUUUCUUCCAGUUUUCGGCUCCAUGAAAAGGCUUAUGAGAUACAGCCUUGGGUCAGUUGCCUUGGGCUCGCUGGUGGUCUCGUUUGUUGAAUCCAUACGCUUCCUCCUGGAAUCGAUUCGCCGCAAGCUGAAAAUCGCUAAUACGACACCGGACAGCUGGAUUGGGAAGGCGCUGCACCAUACCUCUGGAUUUUGUCUCAGCUGCAUCGAAUGGACCUUGAAGUCGGUGAACCGCAAUGCUUAUAUUAUGAUAGCUAUUACUGGGAAGAGCUUCUGCCGGGCUUCUGGGAUUGCAACUGAGUUGAUCAUGAACAACAUUUUGAGGAUAGGGAAGGUGAAUGUGAUCGGGGACAUAAUUCUGUUUCUGGGGAAGUUGUGUGUGAGCCUUUCUAGUGCUGUCUUUGCGUUCCUGAUGUUGGACACACACAAGUACAGAUCUUCGCAUAACAAGAUCUCUUCCCCACUCUUCCCCGUGGUGGUUUGCUGGGGACUUGGGUACGUGGUGGCGACACUGUUCUUUGCGGUUGUGGAGAUGUCGAUCGAUACUAUCAUCCUGUCGUUCUGUCAGGACUCGGAGGAGCACCAGGGGACAGCUCAGUAUGCUCCUCCUCUUCUCAUGGAGACGUUGAACGAUCAGAACGAGAUGCAGAGACUAACUCAAUGAAGAACAGGUGUUUUAUGUCAUCUAUUCUUUUGAUGGUUUCUGAAAAUGUACAAGUAGUAGCAGUAGUAUAAGUAGUGUUGCUAAGUUGGUUUUGAGAAUCUAGACUAGUAAGCGUUACUAUUUAGUUGAAAUACUAAAUUCAUAUCCUUUUUAUAUCUCGACACCAUGGAGAGUCUGGUUACAUUGCUGGUAUGAACAAUUUAGCAAAAGGAGUAGAAAAUGAAAGCCCAGGUCCAUC
Molecule: messenger RNA, 2598 nt
Organism: Linum trigynum
Lineage: Eukaryota; Viridiplantae; Streptophyta; Magnoliopsida; Malpighiales; Linaceae
Source: the annotation of a GenBank genome assembly